Molecule: messenger RNA, 3332 nt
Organism: Portunus trituberculatus (swimming crab)
Lineage: Eukaryota; Metazoa; Arthropoda; Malacostraca; Decapoda; Portunidae
Product: transcription factor HNF-4 homolog
Exons: 13
Coding region: 78-2279 (733 amino acids)
Biological process (GO): cell differentiation; anatomical structure development; positive regulation of transcription by RNA polymerase II
Cellular component (GO): nucleus
Molecular function (GO): RNA polymerase II cis-regulatory region sequence-specific DNA binding; nuclear receptor activity; nuclear steroid receptor activity
Source: RefSeq, a predicted model, not a curated record
AGAAAUAACACACACACACACACACACACACACACACACACACACACACACACACACACACACACACACACACACACAUGAGCUUCACCCAUUCAGACGUCGACAUGGGCAGUGGUGGUGGUGGUGGUGGUAGUGGUGGUGUAGGGAGACACAUAAUACUUAAUCACUCCCCACAUGACUAUCACGCCUCCUCCAACGUCACCACCCCUACGAGCACCUCCCCCCUCCCCACCCACUGCCAAGGAGCGGCUCGGGGGGAAGGAGUGCCAAGCCACCUCUCACCAGCUCCUCCCAACAUGCACUCCGUUAUUGUGCCAAAUUCAGCAGUUCUUCAUCAACAAGGAACUUCACCUUUAUGCAACGUGGGCGUCACCAUAGCAGGCGGCGGGGAGAUACUACUAGGAGGAGCAGGAGGAGCAGGAGGAGGUGGGGGAGGAGGAGUAGAAGGGGCACCAGCAGCAGGAGGAGGAACAGGAGGAGGAAGUAGCCUGGCUUGUACUAUUUGUGGGGACCGAGCCACAGGGAAGCACUACGGGGCGCACUCCUGUGACGGCUGCAAAGGGUUCUUCCGCCGCUCCGUCAGAAAAAAUCACACAUACAACUGCAGGUUCAACAGGAGCUGCACAGUGGACAGAGACAAGAGGAAUCAAUGCCGAUAUUGUAGACUCCGGAAGUGUAUCCGAUCUGGAAUGAAGAAGGAAGCCGUGCAAAAUGAGAGGGACAGGAUCAGUACUAGACGGCCCUGCUAUGACGAGACAAACACCGCUGGAGGCAUCACACUGGCCAUCAUCCUGAGCGCCGAGCACCUCUCCAGACAGGUCUCUCCAGCCGUGGAGGAGGUGAACGUGAUGAGCAAGAAGGUGGCAGGAGUAAUGGACGUGUGUGACAGCAUGAAGCAGCAGCUCCUUAUCCUGGUCGAAUGGGCCAAGUAUAUCCCUGCCUUCUGUGAUCUCCCUCUUGAUGACCAGGUCGCCCUUUUGCGUGCCCACGCCGGGGAGCACCUGCUGCUGGGGGCCGCAUGGCGCUCCAUGCGGCUACAGGACAUGAUUCUGUUGGGAAACGACUGCGUCAUCCUUAGGAACUCCUCAGAGAUGGAGAUCAGUCGCAUCGGUCAGCGCAUCUUGGAUGAGCUAAUCAAGCCUCUUCGAGCAGUCCAGCUUGAUGAACACGAAUAUGCCUGUAUCAAAGCCAUCGUUUUUUUCGACCCAGUCAUCCGGGGGCUACGCAACGUGGAGCGCGUCAAGAUGCUUCGGUAUCAGGUUCAGUUGUUGCUCGAGGACUACAUCAAUGACCGUCAGUAUGAGUCGCGUGGCCGCUUCGGGGAGAUUCUUCUAACCCUUCCAGCGCUGCAGUCCAUCACGUGGCAGAUGAUUGAGCAGAUACAGUUUGCUAAGCUCUUUGGCGUGGCGAGGAUUGAUAACCUUUUGCAAGAGAUGUUGCUCGGAGGUGGACAAGCUCAAAGUAUCACCACAGUGGGUUCCGGCGAGUUCCACAUUGAACAACCCGGAGCGACUGGUGAGGGAGUGAAUGGCGUGUCCGGGUCGUCUGGGGGCGGUUACGGCGGCGGGGAUGGCGGGAUAGGAAUAGGUGUUCCCGCCCCUCCUCCUGGUGGCGUAGGGCUUCCUAUCCCUUUAGGAGCAGCCACGGCGGCAGGGGGAGGCCUCGCAAUGGGUUUAAACGCCACUGGAGACACCACACAUGUCUCUACAAGUUCCCCAGCUCCUGCCCACGAGCAACAGUCCUCCCAACCCUGCGUGCCCUCCUCCUCCUCCUCCUCCUCCUCAUGUGCAUCUGGGGAGAUGAGCAACGGUCAUCUUGGAGUAAUAACUAGGGAGGCUAUCAAAGCGCUGCUGUCGGCGACGCAGACGAAGGCGGAUCUUAUUAGCGACUUCUCCGUGGACUGCGGUAACUUGCUAAGAUCCUUCUCUUCCGUUUGCCUCACCUACAAACAACCCCUCAGCGAAAGACAUAAACGAGGGACAGAGGCAAAGGGCGUGACUUCCUUUGACGAUACUAACAAUGACUUCCAUCCCCGGCCGCUUCACGCUCUCCUAGUGGAACAAAACGAAGACCCAAUGCUACCCCCCAAAAAUGCCUUCCAACUCAUCAAGACUCAGUGGAUAGGAAGAAGGAUUCGCAGAUCCCACCGGAACGUGAAUGGUUAUGACGAAUGUUGCCCGCAGUCCACCAAGAACUGUACCGUGUAUGAGGUGGCCGAGUACUGCGACAGCCUUAGACCCCCGUACAGGGAACUCCUAGCUUCCCGAAAUAGGCAGUAAGAGGAAGAGGAAGAGGAGGAGGAAGAGGAGGAUGAGGACAACGCGUCUACUGCUACUCUAAAUAAUUCCAAAGGCUCAGUUCGAAUCGCAGCCUUCCAAUCUCCCUUGCAUUUUCUUCCAGUAAAGUAGUAAUGUAAUACGCUUACAAAAUUAUGAAUAUAUCAUUACAAUUUUUUUUUUUUCGGUGGGAGUCAAAAAAGCUAAAAAUAAGUGCACCUUAAAAUUUCCAUUCUUUUCUCUCCUCUAGAAUAUAUUACUAAAGGAUUUGCGUUUUCAAAAUUCUUAUAUUGAACCUAAGCUUGCUUCAUCUUUGCCUAGCACCAAAGAUAGAUAAAAAUAAAAAAGUUGUCGCUUCAAAACCUGGCAAAAAAGUUAUUAAAGUUCUCGCUAACAAAUUAUAGCUUCAGAAGUAUCAUUUUGUAUUUCAUCCAUGUUUCUCCCUAAUCACGAAGAAAAAAAAAAUAUCAGUAACUGAAUCUCAUUCUAAAAAAUCAAUAAUUCUACAAACUUAAUUAGUUUACCCAUUGCAUUUUCUCUUCCCUAAAAAAAAAAAAAAAAAAAAAAAAAUUCGAUGCCAACAAAACAAUAACUUUUCAAUCUUACAAGUUUCACUCGUACAUCAUAAGAAAGUAUUUGAUAUAAUUAACAAAUUCAGAACCAUAGAAUUUACCCUAUCGUUUAAAAAUGAAAAUGACUGAAAUCUCAUGAUGGUAUAUUAUGAACAGGUUCUUACAAGUUUCAUUUCUUCUCCAGUUCAGUGCUCAUCUAUCAGAACUUUCACUCACUGGUACCAAUAAAAGUGUGUAAGUCAUCAUAAAUAUUUACACAGAAAAAAAGCUACAAAACCCAAAUUUCUCAAGCCUCCAUGUAGGUUUCGACUCUGCCUGCUGUUCUGCUUCCCGAUAAACAGGCUGGAGUAGGUAAAAUGUGUCUAAUUCCCCGAUCCCUAAUGUUCUCCUCUGAUUGGUGAAAUGAUGAAGUAUAAUGGAAAUAAAGUUUCAAAGAAAUGUAAUGUUUCGUGGCGUCAUCCUCGUGAAUAAACUUUUUUCUUAA